AUGAGUGACCCCUCGGGUUCGUCGUCUUGGCCACCUCAACGCUCCCAACCUGGUCAGGAUGGGUCGAGUCUGACCCCCGCGACGUCGUUCCAGUCGUCGUUCUCGUCGUUCAAUCUGCGCCAAGCACCUCACCGCACCGCCAUGCACCAGAGUACGAGUACGACUAGCCAAUUCAACAUGGCUUCAACGUCGAAUCUAUUUGAUGGAUCGAUGAAUUCCGCUUCAAUGGACCCAGCCGGGAUGGAAUCUACGCCGUCGAUCGCGUUCCCGUCGACGUGCACCCCGCCAUUCCCGGGUGGUGCCAAUCCAGGUGCAAGCUCGGGCUCAGCCGGCGGCGGCUCAAGUGGCGCUCCGCCUACACCUUGGACCUCGCCCGGCUCCAUCUCGGCCUCCCCUGCUCGUCGACCCUCCAUCGCCGGUGGGCUAUCCUCCACCGCCCAGGGGUCAGUCCCAAUUUCGAACCCUCACUUUCGCAAGAACUCGACCUUGGGAUCGUGCGAACCCAUCUACGCGAGGGCCUCGGGUCCGAACUCGCCUUCCCCUUCCGACGAGUCGGUUUUCGCCGAUGAUGACGACGACAACGGUGCUGCCGUGCUAGGAGGGAUGGAAUCUGAUCUCGACACAGCGGGAGGAGGGAUGCGACAUCCACAAUCGUCGUCCCGAGGUGACGAUUCCCCCGCCGAUAGUCCCAUGAUGAUAGGGUCCCCUUCCCUCAAUGCGAUUCGCGAAACAUCGACCGAGGACUCGAUCCCGAAUUUCAAUCGACCCAAUUUUCAACGCGCGAACGCCCCUACAGGAUCACCCCAUGUCCGAUCGAGAACCCCUCCCCUCCCUUCCUCGGUGAAACAUAUCCCUCCUUCCCCCGCGGCGAUCGCGAAAGCCUUGUCUGGGCAGACCGAACGAAAGACCCCUCCUCCCUUCCUCCAACGAAGACUCUUUGGCGAGGAUCUCAACCAGAUGAUCAUUGAAGGGUCGAGGGGUUCAAGUUCGGAUGGAGAGGCCUCGAUGCCGGGCGUAACGAAUGAGAUGAAGUUACCGACGGGUCCGUCGAAUGAGUUGAACCUCAUAUUCAAACCUCAUGAUUCGAGGAGUGGGAGUGGGAGUGGGGAGGAAGGGAAUACGGCGAGAGCCGGGGUCGUGAGGAGAGCGGUUUCGAGGAAACCGAACCUGUUGGUCAGUUCUCAAUACCAAUUCUCGUUCCUGAAGGAGUAAUCUGCUGACGCUGCCCAUCUAUCCUUGUCCACCCCCGCAGCCAAAAUCGAAAUCCCAUUUGCGCGUCUUGUCCGAACUCCGCUCCGAAACCGGUCCCGCCGAUCUAGCCGAAGUGCUCUCCGAAGCCGCACUCCACCGUCUCUCCAGGUCUGGAGCCUCUCCCAUAGCCGGAUCACGUUCCUCCAUAUCCUCCCUCAACGCAAGCUCCUUCCCUCUCCCUUCAACCGAAUCCGCCACUUCAACAGGUGGUCUCGCGAAUCGAUUCCCCGAACAGAUCGACGAUGUCGACGGCGCGCCAUCCCCACCCAGUUCGGAUGGGGAUGACUUAGCCCUUGAUGAAGCGGGUUCGGACUGGGGUGGCACGAUGUCUUUGGGUGGGUACGAGACGGAGGGGGAGGAAUCGGAACAACGUGCAAAGGCGAAUUUAUGGACCGGGUUCAGAAACGGGAACUCGAAUAAUCCUGUUACUUCGGCGCAUAGCGCUUCGUCGGGGAGUAACAAUGGAGGGGGACUUGGAGGGGCAGCUUUGGUGACUACGCAUAGCGGGAAGAGUCCGGGAAGUGGGGGGCUGGGGGAGAAGAAAUCGAUGGAGAUGGAGGCACCGCAAACGCCGAAUUGGCAGUCGUCCGCUAGGCCGGGCAAGCGGAAACGUAAGCUAUCCUCGAUUCGAACAGCGUUCGUCAACGUCGGAUGCUGAUCGCUUACUCGUAACAGUGAACGACGAUCGUUUUGAGCCCUAUGCCAUCGCGUUCAAACGCCGCGCCGUAUCCCCCGCUGCCUUAUCCCUCUCCCCCUCCGUCGCCUCGCCUCUCCUCUCCUUCACCUCCUCCACAACAGGUCUCCCCGGUUCAACCUCUUCAAGCCAUAUCUCCAUCUCUACCCCACCGGCCCUCGCUUCCUCCUCCGCCACUUUCCCAGCCGGUUCGUUACCGAUUUCCAUACCUUCGCCCACACUAGGCCCAACACAUAUGUCUUAUUUCGGAACAAGGAGUCGAGCCGCUUCCCCCGUGCCAAGCUCUUUAUCUUCUAGUGCGGGCAGAGGAGCAGGUACAGGGACGGCCGCGGGUGGGUUCUUGAGCUUUGUGGGGAGAUUGGAGAGGGAGGAGAGGAAUGGGGGGGAGAAGAUGGGGGAUGAGAUUGGUCGCAUGUCGUUGGGAUGA
This is a messenger RNA of Microbotryum saponariae, 2372 nucleotides long. NCBI's taxonomy places the organism in Eukaryota, Fungi, Basidiomycota, Microbotryomycetes, Microbotryales, Microbotryaceae. The record is from the annotation of a GenBank genome assembly.